Molecule: messenger RNA, 3213 nt
Organism: Rodentolepis nana
Lineage: Eukaryota; Metazoa; Platyhelminthes; Cestoda; Cyclophyllidea; Hymenolepididae
Source: the annotation of a GenBank genome assembly
AUGCGACUCAAGAUUCCCGCACCAGUUCAGACGUGGUUUAAUACACUCGGUACCUCGUCUAAGCGGCGUCUCUUAGCAGAAGAUGAGCCACACACACCAUCCACUGCUGUUGCUGCUCCUCUUGUUAUAGAAUCCCUUCAAAAUCUCUGCUAUGAGAUAUUUGCCCUCCCAGUCUGCACUGCGGAUUCUGUAAGUAUAGCUCAGACUAUAUGUGGACACAUCUAUAGCCUUGCUCAAAGCAAUGAUCCAUCUCUCCAUCUUCUUGUUUUGGAUUUGCUGCCCACCCUCGUACAUGUCUAUCUCGUUCUGUCAACAACCCUCUCAUGUGAAAUCGGUAAUUUCAAGACCAAUCAUCGGGCAUCCCGGAAGUCGCAUACUAGGCAUAAACAUUCCAUCGCUGUAAAUUGCUCUGGGGCACACUCACUUACUACUGAAACACCUCUCUCAGGAGUUCCUUCUUCUGGCGUUCAGACCCAGACGUCCUUUCGAAGUCGUCUCAAAAAGUCCUCUAUAGCCUCGAUGGAAGCGCUACGUCUCAGCAAGUCGAUGCGUCAGCGUACCCAUCGCCUUCUCAAGGGUCUCAAUCCUGAUGCUUCCAGCAACGUCUCAAACAUCAAUGACUCACCACCACCACCCCAGAAGCACCAGCUGCAAUAUUCCUCUUCUAUCGAUUCCUCUCUUACAGCAAAAUCUUCCCUCCAUUUUCCCUCCUCUUUCGAUUACGUGAAGUACAUGGAGACAAUUGGGACACACAUGACCAAUCUGGCAGCGGUGUUGGAAGCCCUUCUUCUGGGCCUCUACAACACUUUUGCCCGGAAUCAGAUAGCACCUAGUGUCUACUCUGCCCUACCCCCUCUUUCAAGCAGAUCGGUGUUUUGCGGGCCUUUGAAUGUACGUGGUAAGAGAGAGGAACAGGAUGGAGAACUUGUGGAAGCACUCCUUCAACUCUUCUCUAACAGAGAUCCUUCCAGCUUGUUAAUCAGGGGAAAGAAGGACACCACGAAUGGGUCCUUUGCUGUGACAGGCGAGGAGGUGGAAUUAACACCUUGCAAUCGAUGGCGGAUACUGCGUCUCCUCUGUCGUCUCUGUAGCGAGAGGAUCGGGGACUUGACGGAACGGGGUCGUGCAGCACUCUGUCAUCUCGCUCUCCUUCUCGGCCCCUAUGGACUGCGAGAACACCGUCUCCCUCCGAGUCCUCUUUCUUCCGUUGCAAACAGUGACACCCUGCGAAAUCAAUAUCAAUAUUCUACUUCCAUUCACCACCAUGGCGGACGAAAAUCGCGGUGGCAAGGGUUCCCGAAGACCCAGAUUCAUAAUCGUAAUCGACGGGGAGAAAGAGUGAUGAGAAUGUCCACUCCAGUGGACGAUUCAUCUCGCCAUAAGCAUGGAAGAAUAGGGGGUGGUGGUCGAAUUGAUUUGGCAAAAAUCACAGCUCCUUUGAAGAGGGGGAAACUCUCUGUCAUAGGUUCGAAAGUGAAGCCACCUCCAGAGGUCAAUAUUAUUGGUCCUCAAAACGAUCCUACCGAUAAUAGCAUCACUGGCCUUGAGAACUCCAUGACGGCAUUGACAGUAGCGGCACUACCGAGUGAGGAGGCAGAAGAUGACGAUUCGAGAGUGGUGGACGAAUUGUUGUUGGGUCUUGAAGACGAAGAUAGUGAAAUUGUCGUUAAAGGACAAGCUGCCUCUCGAAUUAGUCCCACGGCGUCACCAUUCAUACCUCAAGGUGCAAGCAGCAGUUAUACCGGCAGUAGCUCCGAGAUGAGCAGCAGCUCCAUCAUCAGCGUCAGUGAAGAUGACGAUUUGCUUCACUCCUCACUUUCCACUUCCCAUUCCUCUUCAUCAUCCUCCUCCUCCUCCCGCUCAUUCUCCCCUUCCAAUGAAACAGCGGGUCAAGAGGAGGCCGCAGACCUCCUUAAAGCGUUCGGUGCCCUCAAUGUGGUCGAGGAGGAGGAAACUUUCGAUGACAAAGAAGCUGCGGAUCAAUUCAGUGAUGAAUAUCCCAUGAAAGCAAGUGGACGACAGAGGCGCAAUAAGGAGGGCAAAGACGAAGAGUCAGAGAAUAGUCGGAGCACUAAAAACGGAACGACCACACUGAAUGAAUUCAGAGCUAUUCCUGGUCGCGCAAUCCCUAUUGAAAGCGAUGUGGGCGAUGGGCUAGAUUCAGUUAGAAGUAUCGUUGGUGCCUCCGUCAAUUCCUUGAACGAAAAAUUAUCCAUCCCUCUGAAAGAGAAGGUUACCAAGACUACACGGGGAGGUGAAAUUGAGGAGAGGAAAAAAAGGCAGAAAUCGAAACGGAAGCAUUUUCAUUUAGCUGCUGCUGGCAGUGAUAAUAAGUCUUCUGGUAUUGUCGGGGUGUCAGUCGCGACUGCUCGUAUUCCGCAUCUACCACCCUACUUGGUGCUUGAAUUGCUUCCCGGUCUCCACUUCCUCCUCUGCACCGUCCAAUCGCAUCUCGCAGUCUCCGCUAUUCGUGCUCUCGCUCAACGUGCUAAUCUUGAACUCUGGUCUAAUGUUUUGCUAUACACGAAUAGUAUCUGCAAUAGCAAGCUCUACUGCGACGUGACUGACAAAACUAAAACUUCACAUCUCAAUGGACAUGGCUCGGGUCAAGUUGAGUCCAUGAUUGAUCAGUCAAAUUCCACCGUAGGUGGAUAUGCUUUGUCUCCCUCUGGGUCGGUUGUCUCCUCGGGUUCAUCUCACGCCUCUUUAACGCUUCUCCGACAUGAUAGAGAAGAGUUGAUGGACCACCACCAGACAACUGAAACCUCAGCGUUGAAUCGAUCUCAUAGGAAGGAACCAAUCACAAAUGCCUCGUUUCAAGUUGUAAGGCCCGAAGAAGACAUUCCAUUGGUGAUUGACAAGCCGAACCAAAUCAAACGCACCUCCUUGUCAGUGGAGAUGGAUGCACGAAAGAGACCGAAAAGUCAAUCGCCUCGACAUCAGUCCAUCACCCCGGUGGCAUCUUCAGCAUUGGAAUGUGUGUCGGAGAUACCACGAGGAGUUCGUGCUCUUCAUUGUGGAGGUCUCUGUGGAUCUGGAAAGACCUCCCGACGCCAUCGAACGUUGUCUUUCAACCCUCACCUGUGCAGUGCACUGAAAACUGGAAGUCCGAAGGGUCCAAAUAAUCUGAAGGUCACUUUCAUGGAAGAUGAUCGAUCAAAGAAGGAGGAAGCUAAUCGUGCGGUUGCCUCGGAAUCGCUUCAUUCGGUCUAA